AUGAACUGGAUGGGAGGAAACCUCUCUCGACAUCGUCGUGGAAAAGGCUGGAAAGAGGAAAUGGCUCGCCAAAAGGAAUACUUUGCCAAGGCACGCUCUCGACAGCGUGAGCAGACUGCAUCUCGAUCCCCCGUCCCCCUCUCUGCUGCUAAUUUUAUACCGAAUUACACAUCUCCGUCAAAGAACCCUACUGCAGGCCUACACGAAGCUAAAGCAAGCCCUUCAUCGGCGCUAUCUCCAUCAGCGCUGGGCGGCAAGCCUCUUUCUGCUGCUGCUGAGGUGUCGACAGGCCUGGGAGACGAAACGAAAAGUCUGCCAAGGGAUGUUCCUCGAUUGCCAAUAGCAUAUCCGUUAGCAGAAGAUGAUAGACCGUCUCUGUCGGACCAGGCAGUGAGAGACCGCUCUAUAGGUGCUUAUGGGCCAGAGGCCGGAUUCCGGAGGCUUCUGAACAGGAUCGAUUCAGCCGAGACCAGAAUACCGAGACUUCACCUGCAGGUCGGAAGAGAAAGAGAUUACUUGACCGUCUUCAGUCAUACCUCCGAGCGACAGCAGCAACAAGGGGCGUCUUCAGGCCAUCACAAGCACUCGGAAGUCGGCAGACAGAGAGACAAUCGAAAAAGAAAGCUGAGGCAGGCCACGCCUUCACCCAUCUCAAUCAAAAUACGAGUGGGCAGUCAAGACUAUCGAUGGAGCGAGUCGAGGAAUUCCAUUGGAAUUCCCGCCUACGGCGAAUGCUUGCAGACGCAAAGCGCAGCACCCGAAAGUCCAAGGAGUAAAAUACAGUCAACAGAUGUGACCAGCGCAUCGUACCUCAUGGAAGAGGUUUUGACAGUUUCUUCCUCGUCAAGUAGUCAUCCAACACUGUCGUCUCCUUGCAAAAGUCGAGCAUCUCGUCUCGUAGAGCUUCACAAUUCGACAAGCCACACGAUGGGAGCAACUCCACCAGGGUUUCAGCGCCCGCUUCCAGAAUGUGCUUGCGAAUCAGCACCAGAAUCACCAACAUUGGCGUCAUUAUCAUCCGAGAUCGACUCUACGGAUAGCAUAGCCGUGCAAGCCAGUGAUGAUGGAAUCAUGCCUGAGACUGAAACAGAUGAAGAGCGCAUAUGGAGACAGUGGCUAGGAUGA
Messenger RNA from Trichoderma citrinoviride, 1125 nucleotides. RefSeq lists its product as hypothetical. The coding region runs from base 1 to 1125 and encodes 374 amino acids. The transcript has a single exon. The record is from RefSeq and is a predicted model, not a curated record. Lineage: Eukaryota; Fungi; Ascomycota; Sordariomycetes; Hypocreales; Hypocreaceae.